AUGGAGGGCAUCUUAUACGUACCACCAGAUCGGGGCACGAUUAUUGGACGGGCAGUCUGGAAGCAACGAUACGUCGUCGUUGGAAGCCCCCAGCGAGAUGUUUACCAACCGAAUCUCAGCCUCUCACAAGUGCUCUCGACAAGUCGGAUCAAGGAGUCCAAGGGCCGAGACUCAAAACCCCAAAAUAAACCACCACCAGAUGCCGUCUAUCUUUCAAUCUAUAAGUCAAAGGACGAUUGGGAACCUGUUCAACAACACUCAAUGGCUUCCAUUACAGAGUGCCAUGUGCAGAUGAUAGCACAUCGCAAGCAGGGCCCAGUCCUGCCGACAUUGAUCAUUCAAGUUUCCCCGGAUCCAGCGACGGAUAAGCUACGAAAACGAAGAUCGAGUCGGACGGCCGGGUUGACGACGACAAAGGAUUCUGGGCCUAUCACAUUAUGGUUUCGUACUGGCGACGACCACCAGUAUACGUUGCAGGAUUGGGCUCGUUAUAUAUGCUCCAUGAUACAGCCCGGGAUCCCAGACACGCUUCCAAUGAGCCCCAUUUCGCCGACAUCUCCGACAUUUGUCAACCCAUUCUCCCCUCGUGAGCGGAAGGCGCAGGACAACUUCCAACGACCGUCAAGUGGAAAUGCUGAAAAUCGGCGUUCGGCGAGCCAAAAAAUGGGAAAGAAUGGCCGUGAACGGCCAAAGACGUUUACAUCCGAGUCGAUGAGCUUGCGGUCGCGAAAAAGUGAUGUUUCUUCGUCACAAGCUAGUUCCACGAACCCCCCUGUGGGGAAUUACAUGAUGAAUGGUCAGCAUUACACAACAGUCCUGCCCACGGAUCUUCCCUCGCCCGCUACUACGGUCAACGAGUACCAAGGCGAAUAUAUGCUUGGCUGGACUUCGGCACAGGGACGGUCUUCAACAUUGAACUCGCCCAUAAGAACAAGGGAAAGUGUUGGUGCUCAAGGCCCGGCCCAACUUUUUCUCGAGUCUGGCUCUUCCCCGGCACCACGGGAGACGAUCCUGGAUAGAGCAUUCCAGUUGAGAUGCAUACCUGGCUCGGACCGGGAAGUGCCUGGGGAAGAAAAACUGAGCUCGCUCGCUCGAUUCGAUGCCUUGAUGCGCGAGACCGAGGAACGCCGCAUGCAAGAGAGGCAAGAGACCGUUGUGCAUGCAAUGACUACAUGGGAUGAGGAUGUGUACUCGCAGGAAGACGAUUUUGAUGAGGAAGUGGACGACGAUACCGACGACGACGCAUUUGAGCAGGAUGUAUCAGAGGGCCGGUCCAGGAAGGCACUGCCUUUCGUCUCGAAUCGACACAGCUCACACACAGGCAAAACCUCUAUGAACUACCACACCGAUGCGUACCAGUUGAACGGCGCGCCUGGAACCCCACGACCUCAUACCGCUCACUCGAAGAUGAGGCCAAGUACACAGCGCACCAGUAGCCAACAGCACUUCAGCCUACCGUCUUCGGAAACGGUGUCCUCCAACAGCAAAGGAUCCGAAGAAAGCACCAUGCUACGACCACAUCAUGAGAAACGACACUCGACAUCCAGCGUCAAGAGACUCAGCUUCAACGAAUUCACCAAGCGACUAAGCAGCACAAGCAGCUUGCUGCUUGUGCAAACAAAUGCCAGCGCCACCAGCACCGGCAGCGGUGAGAUCGAGAUGGCUCAGCAAACUGCUUUGAGAAGCGCGAAUCUGCGAUCCACAUCGAAGCUCUCUCACGAUGCUGACCACGAGGACUCCUGUGCCUGGCGAGGAAGUGUGGGUGUCUUCGGGGGUGGCAGUGGCUUCAUAUGA
Molecule: messenger RNA, 1794 nt
Organism: Pseudomassariella vexata
Lineage: Eukaryota; Fungi; Ascomycota; Sordariomycetes; Amphisphaeriales; Pseudomassariaceae
Exons: 3
Coding region: 1-1794 (597 amino acids)
Source: RefSeq, a predicted model, not a curated record